Messenger RNA from Homarus americanus (American lobster), 10475 nucleotides. Its product is annotated as adenylate kinase isoenzyme 5-like. The record is from RefSeq and is a predicted model, not a curated record. Gene Ontology annotation, biological process: nucleoside triphosphate biosynthetic process. Gene Ontology annotation, molecular function: ATP binding; AMP kinase activity. The transcript is spliced from 14 exons. NCBI's taxonomy places the organism in Eukaryota, Metazoa, Arthropoda, Malacostraca, Decapoda, Nephropidae. Gene Ontology annotation, cellular component: cytoplasm; cytosol. The coding region runs from base 1402 to 3240 and encodes 612 amino acids.
CGUUCAGUCACGGAGGGGUGAGGACUGCCGCUCUCGCUCCGCUUCACCUGUGUAUGUGCGCCUCCCCAGUGUUGACCUAGCAACUUGUGGUCGUUUCUAAAUUCUCCCUGACACUUAUACACCUCUGUAGAAGAGAUAAAUGAGCGGUGUUCACGUGUCAGACCACUGUCAGAAUUAAUAACUGUACCAAUAUGCUUCAACCGCGAACAAUAAGUCAGAGAGAAGUAUGGCGAGCACCAGAAUAGCUAGCUUGUGGCCGUUGAUCUAGUGUACAGUAUCUAAGUGACUACAAGCAGGAACGACUAGCGUCCUCGUGUAGGCCAGUGGUGGUGUAGUGACGGGUGUUGAUGUGUGUGUAUGUAUGUGUGUGUGUGUGUGUGUGACCGCGUGGGCCGUGUCCUGGUGACCAACUGACAACACAAGCGUUGGGAACCGCCGUUCUAUGCUCUUUAGUGUCGGGCGGCCCCGUCAACGCUGCCGAUAAUAUCUGGGCCCGUGUGUACCUGUGCAAGUGCCAAGGGUUACUUCAUCUGGCGGAAACUUCUUGCUCUCUGAUCUAUGGGUUACCCCUUACCCAUUGACUACUGAUUUAUGGAAUUACCCUUAUCCAUUGAGUAUUGAUUAAUGGGAUUACUUUGAACCUAUAGACUGCCAUCGAAUAUGGUUAUCUAAAAAUCCAAUUGAUGACUUAAUACUGGUUACUAUUAAUGAAACAAUGGUAUUUGCUGGCAUGAAUCAUACACACCGUUUAUCUGCAGAAACCAACAAAUGAUCAGUGUAUAAUUAAGUCCAGUAUAACCAAGAACAGUCGCUAAAACAAAGAAUCGUAAUAUGACUCUCAUAUGUUUGAUCCGAGUGCAAUUCCAGAGCUUAAAGUGAACCCACGCGAGACUAUGCAUUAUUCAUCAGUAAUCCAGUAAGUGCUAUGAUCGCGGGUGUACACAAAGCCUGAUUACUGACCAACGACAAAAGGAAACAAAAAACAGUGAAUAACCCUCGAAUGUGUUUCUAUAGCUGCUGAGAAACGAACUUGAAGAAAACUGUUGGGUCAUAUUCUGGUUCUUACUUACAGUGUGUGAUGUAAGGAAUGUAUGCCACGGAGUUGUGAGGGGUAGCACCCUCGUGUGAGGGUGUGACGCCCGUGUGAAAGGUAGUACAGUACGCUCGUUUAAGGGGUGCGGCGACCGUGUAAGGGGUAACACGCCUUGUAAGGGGGUGGCACUCCCUCGCGAGGGUUACCACGAAAAGGACCAGUCUGGAGGGGUGCCACUGGAUUCACUCCAGUGUCAGGGUUCCGAUACUCGUGUAAGAGGGAUCAUCCCUCUAUAAGAAGAACCACGCCCGUGUGAGAGGCACAACCAAGAUGACACGGGCGUAGCGGUGACAAAACAUCUCUCUUUAAUGCAAGUCUUCAGCGAGAUCUCCCGCCUCUUCAAGAUGGGGAUCUGUCUGGAUACAGAUCGCAGUGGGUCGCCGCUGGUAGGGGAGGGAAGGAACGGAGAGGCAGAGACGACAGCGGCGACCACCCCAGCUACGACGGCUCCUCCUGGACCCACCAACAUUGCCCCCACCGAGGCCAUCACAGGGGCACCCGUCAUCUUCUUCCUCGGAGGCCCAGGGAGCGGCAAGAUGACGCAUGCACAGAACCUGUCUGACAUCCACGAGGGCUACCGACACAUCAACCUCACCGUAGUCAUCAGCGAGUACAUCAAGGAAAACGAUCUUGGGUCGCCACAGUCCAUCUCUGCCACCAUCGCCCUCGCUCUCCUGGCUCGUGAGAUGCACCUCACGCCACGCAGCCGAGGCUACCUGGUGUCUGGUUACCCGCGCCACAUGGAUGACGUCCACCACUACAAUGAAAAGCUGGGUCGACCCACGGGGGCCAUCUUGCUGGAGUGGGAUCGUGGAACUCUCAUCAGGAACAUCGAGUUGAGAAUGAGAGAAUAUUAUUUGAGUCAAAGCUGCCGACUCAGAAGUGCUAACAGAGUGCUAGGCAACAUCGACGGGGCCAUUCUCCUGGACUGGCGAGAGUCGACGCUGUUGAACAACCUGGAGGCUGGGGCGAGAAUGGGCACCCUCAUGCUUGAUGCUGCCAGGAAAGAACUCUCAGAAUUCCACAGUAAGGUCCUCCCAGUGUGUGAAUACUUCGACAACCAGGGACUCCUCUAUGUGGUGUCUGGCGAGAGGAGUCAAGAGGAGGUCUUCCGGGAUGUCCAGAGAGCUCACGCCAAGAUCAUGAGGCCCCCUCCACUACCACCCCCGUCACGUGCCUCUAUAGGAUCGUACCGAGAGUAUCGUAGUAUGGCAACAUCUAAACAGAAUCAGCCGCUCUCCACCUCAGCCAUUAAUGUAAACUCAGAAGAUGCGACCUACCCUCCCUGCCUCUUCUUCAUGGGGGGUCCUGGCAGCGACAAAUGGCGACUAAUGAGUGGUAUCACCUACUUGUAUCCGGGUUGGGCGUGCCUGGGUGUGGGUCAGAUGCUUCGGGAUAACCUCGCCCGGUGGAAGGAAGACCCUGAGACCUACACUGCCCUGCCCAGCGAGAAAGUCGCCAUGAUACAGAAUCUCAUGCGCAAGGGCGAGUUGAUACCUCAGGACCUGGUGCUGGAACUAGUGAGGAAGAAGCUGGAGGAACUGAAGACUCGAGAGGGAGUUGUAUUGGUUGGCUUCCCGAGGGAUAUUAUUCAAGCUCAGAACUUUGAAGAGAAGUUUCAUCAGAUCCCACCAUUACUCCUGAUUGACUGCUCAGAGCUUGAGCUGGGAAGGAACUUAGGCAGGAGAGAAAACCGAUUAGACGACAACGUCGCGGCGGCCAGACGGCGACUUGCCAUCUACCGCGAGGUGACCCUACCCAUGCUCAAGGCCUUCGACGAAAAGAACAGACUUAAGAUUAUCGACGGUGAUGCAGACUGGGAACAGGUGGAGAGGGAAGUGAAACGAGCAAUCUACGUAGAGACGCAGAACUUGGCUCGCCGUACCCACAGGUCGGCCACUCACACGCCCACGCCCUCUAUGCGGGAAGGGUCCACCCAGCCUGCCAGCCCCUGCUUAGAUGCUGUCACACACACCACCAGAGGCAACCCAGAGGAGGACACGAGUCGGGACCAAUCCAAUGGCCAUGCCCUAGUACCACCGGGCCCUGACCCUGAAAUUGACGAUAAGUCGCUCUCUCACGACUUUAGUGAGGUGGAGGUCUUAGCGACAGCUUCCAAGAAUUUGAUGAAACACGAGGCGGUCUGACACCUGCAGGUGCCCUAUUUAGUUUGCCGAAGAAGGUCUGUGAUAAUACAAUCUUCCAUUAGAAACAAAGUUGACGAUGCAGGAAAUUUCGGCGACACUUCUAUCUGCUUCGGUUCUUUUCAUGUUGAUAAGAAAGACCAAGAUAGAUGGCUGUGUCUCCUUUCACUAUGUCUAUUGUUUUGCUUCUAUGCGUGGGUUUUAUUGUCAUAGUACCGGCACUAACCUUGCUUAUCAGGUGCUGGCUAAAGUGUAUGUCCUUUAGUGAGAACACCUCUUUUUCUGUACAAGUUUUAUGCUACUCCUAAACAUGCUCUUUUAGGGAAUUUAUUCAAGUAUUAAUUUUUCAUGGUGGAUUAGAAUAUCAAUUUAGGAAACACAUCAUUGCUAUGAAUGGUGCUCAAUGAUAUGAUAGCUAGUGUAUAAUACACCUUCAGAACCGAUUCCUUUAGCCGUAUUAUGUGAAGAAUUAUGAUAUCCAAAUAGUCUUAUUUUUGUUAUCUCUUAAGAUACUGUUUUUCAGAAUACGAAAAACAAAUGGUCCAGGUAUAUCAACACUGUAGCAAAAUUCAUCACUUUUAUGGAUACUCUUCAGUUGGUGCCCUGGAGGAUAUACUGUAUAUAGAUCUCAGGUAGCAAUGGUUGGUUUGACAAGUAUGUUUACGUUCAUACUAAAAGCUUCUUGCGCGCAUAAUCUGGUCGUGAAUCAACGUCAUAAACUUUAUCACUUCUAUGCUGCUUAUUCAUUUAUUUUUAUGUAAUGUAGAUUAAAAGUACUGUACAGUAAUGUUUUAUAACAAAGCAUACUUGAAGCACUGUCAGGAAAAUAUCACAAACCAUCUUUAUGCUGCUCUUACUUGACGGUAAGAACAGUAUUUUGGACUCUAUGGUUAGGGGUAAACCUUUUAUUUAAAUGAAAUUACAAACACACAAAAGGUGUAAUAAAAUUACUUCCAUUUGUUUUUAAAAUCUUUGAAAUUAAUGAUAAUAGAAGUGUUCUGGAAAGCCACAGCCAUAUGCAUUUGCAAAUCAGAGUUUGUACCUGUUACUGCUGAUUUUCUACAUAUGUAUAUGUUGAUGAACACAUGACUUUGACUCCAUUGGUGUUCAAAGAAUUUUCAUGAUUUGAUAAAUGAACAGCAAAUAAGUUCAUACUAAAACAAAAUUCAGAUAAUGAUUUUCAUUUACAAUGUUGGAAAGAGUCAAGAACAGAAAAUCCAGGAAUAGAGACUCUUGGCAAAAUCACAUUAUCUAAAAUGACGUAACAACGACCUUCACAGGUCAUACCUGAAAGUAUGUUGUUCCAAAAUAAUACUGUAUUACCUCACUGAAUUGCGGCGAGGUCAUCAUCCUUGUCACUUCUGUAAAUUUAUUUAAUUUAAUAAUUUAUUUAUUAGAAAGAACGGCUGAUACUACAGUGUACAUACUCCAAAGUGGACAUAUACUGUAUGCCUGGAAAAGCGUACUGUUCUUGGAGGGACAUCCUCUUCCGAUAGGAGCAUUCCUUCCUAAAGGAGUUUGAUCGCACCUAUCGAGUAAUGUUGAUGGAGAAAAUUAUCAGUACAAACAGAAGAAAACACUUUUUUUAUCAUUUUUUAAGUUAAUAAAAAUAUUCUUUGGGUUAUGUUAUGCUUUUCAGCAGUGCUGUGUCACGUCAGGAAUGAAUAUUCUCAUCUCUCCAGGAAAGGUCUUCCUCUGUCUCAUUACAAAAAUAGUAUUUGCUCUGGAGUUAAAGUGUUGUGGUUGAUGCGCUAAUAUUAUCACAAAAGCACAUGCUUGAUGAAGAAUAACAUUAUAUACCAGAAGCAACAUAAACUGUCAUGAGCAAUGUGUCCUUCAACGACAUGAAGUGUCUGUGAGGACUUCCUUCUUCUCAUGAGACAAAGGACAGUGGCAACGUGAUGCAAAUUUUUUAUUUUUUUAUACGUGACAUUUUGUCUCGAGAUAUUCUAUCCAGAGUUUAAGAUUAUUAAUCAGGAAAUUUACACUGAAAACAAAUAUUUUUCACAACAGCAAGAGCAGGGGUUGAUCUAAACUGAGUUCCUAUGGGAAUCCUGCAUUGUUUUCGGUAAUACUGUAUGUUUAAGUAUGGACAUAGAACACAUGCCUUUUUUUUAAGUAAAUAUCAGUGAUAGAAAUCCUCUACAUAACCAAAAGUCUCUUGUAAAAUAAUGUUUAUCAAAUUUCUUUCCAUAUUAUUAUUAUAGACUCGACCAUUUGAUGAAAAAUCACUUUGGCUCACUUUAAAUUGAUCUUGGGUUGGUCUCCACAGCAUAUAACUGAUCCUAAUAAAAAAAAUGUCCGAAUUACAUGGAUAAUCCGCUUGUUGAUAUAAGUACAUUGGUCAAGUGAUAUACCCUAUAUUCUUACAUGAAAAAAAAAUAUCCUUAGCAUUAUAUUUAAAGCAAUGAUGGUGUUACUUGUGCCAACUCUGGUUUUAUAUAGUACAGUGUGAACAAUAUGCAUCAAUACUUCUUCAUUUAAGCAUUUUUUGGGUGAUGAUAUUCAUCAUUCAUAUUACACCAAGUAAAUGUAUUUAAAAUUUUGUAUUAAUCUUCAACACAGCAAUGUGUGCAGAAACGUCUCGCUCGUCUUCGAAAAUGAAGCUGCUAAAGUCGCGGGUUGCUGAAUUUUUAACAUAUAACUUGGUACAGUAGAUGAUAGAUAUAAAGUAAUACAAUAUACUGUACCGGGAUUAAUGCUUAAUUUUUAUGGUAUUUUGAAUUAAGUUUAUCGAACAUUUAAGAAAAAUGUUUUGGUGGUUGCCUCUGAUGCUUAAGUUGUUCUUACACUUGGUUUAUUGUAACUUACAAAGCUUUACUUUAAUUCUUUAUAAUUAUCAUCUCUGGAUCUCCAUCAUAAACUAAAGUUUGGAUUAAGUAUUUAAAAGGUUGGGAGUAUCAUAAUUUUAGUUUGGCUAUUUACCAUUAUGUGCAAGUUGCAAAUUAUAUUUUGAGUAAAAUCAGAUGGUUGUUAAAGUCAAUUUUACAAGAAUGUCUACAAGUUUCAUUGUUACCAAAGUCAGAGCUACAGGGCCAGAACAUCACAAAUGUUUCAUGUGGUCAGCAGGAAUGUCUACUUCUGGGAUCUCACAUUUACUUUUAAUCCAGCUGGGCACGCUUAGAGUUACGGUUCUGUGACUUAUGUAUGAUGCGACUCUAGCUAUCGUGUUAGCUUAGUUUUAUUUAUUUUAUAUUUUAUUUAUUUAUUUAUUCUGGUCAGUCAGUCCGACAGCAUUAGUUCCAUUUCUUCAUCUAAACACAUUGACAUCUCCUGACCCUUCCUGUGAUGAUCAUGAAAAACUUAUUAAUUUCCAAACUAUUAACCACAUGAGAAUAAGCCACCUCUCUGUACUGCACAUUAUACACUAUUGAAAAGUACAAUAUUCGGCUAAAAUAACAAGUAGGUUUUGAAACGUUCUUCUCUCUUUGUAAUUUAAGUCAAGGGAAUUGCAAACAUACAGUCAUCAGAGAAUUUAUCUUAUAAUCUACAAUGAAUUCAAUCUCUGCAACUGCUUGGAGGAGAUGUGAUUUCCAUUGCCAAACAUAUACGCUAUAUUAGCGAAGACUUAAUGAAUUACUUCUCUAUGAAGAAAAGCAUUGCAUACAGUAUUACAAUAUGUCAGGGUAUACUGUACUAACUUUAGCCAGCCUGAAAAUUAGGCUUGGUCCACAUGUACAAGUCAUCUUGUCUCUGAAAAUUUGAUAAAUAUUAGGUAUGUUUUAGUUACGAUCAAGGCCAUAAACAUGUCCACAGUUCAGAACACAUUAUAUGUAAAUGUCAAUAUUUUUGUAAAAUGUUAACUGCUGAAUAAAUAUAAUUUAACUUCAAUCUAAACCCAAUAAGACUGUAAACUUUCUCCAGGUAAUGUGUUACUGUCAGGGUAAAGCUUCGAAAAUAUGAUAUCCUGUACAAAUUUGUAUUACACAAACCACCCAAUUAAGCUUUCUAAAUUGUUAAAUAUCAUUACGCCAGAAGCAACAUAAAUACAUUUUCCAGUAACCAAAUUUAAUUUGCACACAGUGGCAUCUUGGCUUCUGAAUUUGCUAAUGAAUGGCAAAUUUAAUACAAAUAUUCUUCUCAUAUUAAUGAUUAGAAAUUAGAGUAAUGAAAUGUGAGCUCAUUUCUGCAAUAUUAACGCAGUUGGAAAAGAAUGACAAAUCAUAGUCAUACAUAUAGCAACACAGGUUUAUAAUAAACCAAAUUAUUGUUAUAAUCAUCAUGAGAAAAUGCUUACGGACACCAUAUUGUCAUGGUAUCUAGGAUGGGGCUGUUGACCUUGUUAGUUAAUUAUUACAACAGACUUAUAAAUAGUGUAGCGAAACAAUCAUCACUAGUAUGAAUCUGUCCAGAAAAAUACUGUGUAAAUUUCACAUUAAGAUAUGACAGGUCUCCAUGUGUCUUGUAAAGAUAAUGUAGACAAAAAUGACCCAUAAAAAUAGAUAUGUAAAAUAUUUUGAGACAUUGUGCAAUACAUAACUUGGUUUAUGUAUGUUAUAGGGGAUGCCAUUUAUAUUUUAACAUCUGUAUUAGGAAAAUUGGUGAAUCUUCAUACCUACUCUGUGGCAGAUGAACUUUGGAGCUGGCAAGGCUUAUAUUACGUCACAUUUAUAGCCUCUAGUGUAACAGGGUGAAGAUUUUUCACAGAGAUGACUUAACGAAUGUAUUGGAUGACCUAUGUAGCAUUGUAGCUCCUUCCUAUGACAAGCUGAUAUGUAUAGCAUAGGUCAUCCAAUAUAGCCAUUAUGAGGCCGAAUCCAGGAAAAAGUCACAAGAAAAAGUCACAGAAAAAAAGGCAGGGAAAAAACCUAACCUAACUUAACCUGACCUAACUUAACCUAACCUACGUGUAAUGCCAUCAUAUAUAUAUAUUUAUAUUGUGUUGUCAAUGUGUACAAGUCAGUGACUUUAUUUCAAUUCACCAUGAGGCCACCACGCUUCGAGGUUGAAAAAUCGUUCAAAAUAACAAAAUUUAACUUUGCAUAGAUAAAAAAUAGAGCAAACUGUUGGCAACACCUCCGCGAAGUAACAGAGUCAUUUGGUGAUUUUUACUGCGUAAAAUACAUAAUUACAAAAAUAAAGGGGAAGGCUUGGCUUUGAUUUCAUCAUCACUAGCUACCAGAGCGCUGGUGUUACCAUAUAUUUAUAUUUAAAUUUAUUAUCUCUUCUCGCAAUUAUUUACGCUUUUUUCUAAUUAUUUGUCCUUUCUCCUAGCUACAUCUGACAUCUCAUUGAGUCAGUAUCAGUUGUUCCCUGCUUAAGUUACACCAGCCAUCUCCACGUGGAUAUUGUGGGAAGGCUUUUGCUACACAUUUUUACAUACCGUGUAGUGUUUGGUGUAUUUUGCGGUGUAUUUUACGUACACUACCAUGUUAAAGAUGCCAAAAAGAGGAAAUAAGGUGAGUGGGAAGCAGGAGCAAUAUCGGUACGUGUAUUUCAGUAAUGUCCCAGUGAUGUUUAUAGUAACCGGUAAAGGCCUAAAUAAUACCAGACAGUACAUGCACACCACUCACAAAGGAGCAUAAAUACAUCAGUAACAAUGCUUUAUAGAUCAUAUUUAAUUAUCAUUCACACUAAAUCAGAAAUGCACAGUACUAAUAGCAUAAUUACAAGAAUAACUUAAACGUGCAUGUUCUCAAAAGUAAGUUUUUUAUUUGGGGAUCAUAAAGACACCACCAAAUUUUGAUAUUUUUUAUGAUUUUUGUUCUUAGAUACUUAGAUACUUCAUUACUUUAUUAAUCUAUUUUUUUUUUUUUGCACAUGUUUCUUUUGACUGGCCAAAGGACUUUUAGUUUAUGGAAUUAAUUUACCAUGACUGUCAGAACACAUAGACCAAUAACCAUAAUGUACAUACGUAUUAUUAAAAAAAAAAAACCCAGGUCAUAGCUCCUAAAUACUGUACCUAAUGACUUUAUGCAUUUUGAAAAGUGGCCAAAUUUCACAGUUUUGAGCUUUAUUAUUUUUAAUGCUUCUAUUUUUCGUGUACUAUAUUAUAUUGAAACUGUGUCAGUAAAUAUUUUGGGUAAAAAAAAAAUCCUAAGUCUAGCUUCAUUUGAAUUUUUUUCUUAAGUCGAAGUGUGGUGGAGGUUUUUAAUAAUGGAUCGAUCCUGAAAUCUCAUUCUAUAGCUGCGGUCUUUUGUUGUAACCGCAGGGAUCUGUUAUAAGACAAAGGAGCAACAGAUCUUUCGUUGUGAGCCACAGAACUUUUGAAUAGUUCCAGGUGCUUUUGUUGAUGGAUAAACUGGUUGUUCACCUAUAGACUUACCUGACACUUAGGCUGGUCUAGAUUAUAAAAUAGAAUUUCGGUUUCAUUUCAUCUUGUCUUCAUUUUAAUGUCAAUGAAUAUUAGCACAAAUAGGACAAUUAUUAGGAAACAGUGGCAUUAAAUAAUUACCAUGUGAAUAAAUUAUCAAAUAAGAUUCACAAAUAUGAACAAAACUCUGAUGAGGUUUGACACUUUGGUCGGCUGAGGGCACGGUGGCCGAAUUUUAUUUUGCCUUCACGUCAUCUCCAGAUGCUAGUAUUAAUGAUAUUUGAAUAGGAAAGUUUCUAUCAGUCUCAGUUUUUAAGUCGAAAUGAGCUGAACUUAAGGGGUUAAAAUAUUACAUUAAAUAUUUAAUGGUAAAUAUUUAAAGUGUAGUCUUAACAUAGGGCAUAUAUAUUACAAGCACUUCUUUCCUCAAAAAUUAUAUUAAGCGUCUUGAAAAUUGAGGAAAAAAUUUGUAAAAUGAGAAGAACUGGUAAUGCCACCUUAUCAUAUACAGUAUGUUUUUAUGUAAAUUAAAAAAAAAAGAUGCAUCUUACAUUUAGUCGUGUUCUUUUUCACAAGAGUCUAGGAGUAAUUAGAAAUGGUGGUAUGAUAUCACAUAGAAAUAUAAUUGCUUUCUAGGUUACUGAGACUCCCCCUGUCCCUGAACUGCACAGCAAAAUAUGGAAAAUUACAAAUUACAUUUGUGACUUAAUAAAUCAGGCUCCAUAUCAACGAAAGUUGGAUAAACAGCAGGGUAUAUAUAAAUAUUAUUAUAUGAUACUACAAAAUAAAUUUUCUAAAAAGAUUUUAUCUAUCUAGGGCAACAAAGCUUGUAGGCGCUAGUGCAGAACGCUAAGCAACAGCUUAGAAUACAGAUUGUAGACGGUGUGAUUUUGUUCACCAUGGAAUAUUUCUACAGCUUCACUUAAUGAUAUUUAUAAAAUGUUUCAAUUUGUUAUGCUACGACAAAUAAAAUAUAACUACACUU